UCCAGCAAAAUGCCCUCCUUUAUUCUCUAGCCUUACCUCAUUCUCGCUCCCACAGUUUAGUUCAAUAACUUGUAAGAGCCUGAAAUCAUUCUUGGUGAAUAAUGCUGGACCACUCUGAAAAUUUGUGACUGAGAAGGGGGCCCUCGUCAUCAGCACGCACUUUGUCACUGAGACAGGGUAACCCAUGGUUACUGAGCUCAGAUCAGUUAAGGGGCAGAGAGCCCCCCCUCCUCACUGCUCUAUAAAAGAGACCCAGCAAAGGGACCCUACCAGCUUCUAGCUCUCAGCCUGGGCGAAGGUGUGGGAAGCAAAGCCUGAGACCUUCAGAGCCAAGCAGACCAGCUGCAGAAGCCAGGCCAGCAUGUCUCCUUCUUUCAAACUUCAGUAUCACUUCGUUCUGAUCUUCCUGAUGGCUCUAAGAGGGGAGAACCGGUACCUAGAGCUGCGGGAAGCGACGGACCACGACCCUUUCCUGCUCUUCGGCGCCAACCUGAAGCGGGAGCUGGCUGGGGAGCCUCUGUACCGCCGCGCUCUGCGGUGCCUGGACAUGCUGAGCCUCCCGGGCCAGUUCACCUUCACCGCCGACCGGCCGCAGCUGCACUGCGCCGCCUUCCUCAUCGCCGAGCCCGAGGAGUUCAUCACCAUCCACUACGACCUGGUCUCCAUCGACUGUCAGGGUGGCGACUUCCUGAAGGUAUUUGAUGGUUGGAUUCUCAAGGGGGAGAAGUUCCCCAGUUCCCAGGAUCAUCCUCUCCCCACAACUGAGCGGUACAUAGAUUUCUGUGACAGUGGUCUAAGCCGAAGGAGCAUCAGAUCUUCCCAGAAUGUGGCCAUGAUCUUCUUCCGGGUUCAUGAACCAGGAAACGGAUUCACCUUCAGCAUAAGGACAGAUCCCAACCUCUUUCCCUGCAAUGCGAUCUCCCAAACCCCUAGUGGAAGGUUUACCCUGGUCGUCCCACAUUUGCGUCAAAACUGCAGCUUCUCCAUAAUUUAUCCCGUGGUCAUCAAAAUAUCAGAUCUCACCCUGGGACACUUACAUGGUCUGCAGUUCAAGAACCCCUCAGCAGGUUGUGGGGGAAUAGGAGAUUUUGUGGAGCUGCUGGGAGGACCCGGGCUGGACCCUUCCAAGAUGAUGCCUUUGGCUGACCUCUGCUAUUCGUUUCAUGGCCCUGCUCAAAUGAAAAUCGGCUGUGACAACACGGUGGUGCGCAUGGUGUCCAGCGGAAAACACAUAAAUCGUGUGACUUUUGAGUACCGCCAGCUGGAACCAUAUGAACUGGAAAACCCAAGUGGGAACAGUAUCCAAGAAAUAUGUUUGUCUAGUCUUUGAGUAACCAACCCCAGUGAUUUACAUGCUGCUAAUUGAGUUCUUAAUGGCUAUUGUAUAUGAUUUUGAUGACUAGCUAGUUAAAAGCCUUUCAUACCAGUCAGUAUUCCCAGGCUUGAGCACACAUUAGACACAUACACACACCACACGCGCACACACACACACACGCACACACGCAGACACCCUCUGUGUGCACAACGUGCAUUAAUUUUUGUACCUUGCUUCUUUUUCAUUGUAAUAUAUAGAUGACCACAUGGCGGCAACUAGCCCCCCUUUGGUAGAAAAACAGUUUUCUGUAAUUCUUUGGUAUGCUACAAACCAGAACUUGUAAGAGAAGCACAAAGCAAUGGCCAAUAAGAAAUUGUAUCUCAAAAGAAAAAAAAAAUGUAUCUCUAGGGAAAAUGCCAGAAAUGAAUUAAAAUGGUGGUGUUCAUAUCAGUCUUAGAGCGGAAAACCAUUGAAUGUCUGUGUAUACCAAAGUAGUUGCAUUGGUUUAUUUUCAGUUUGUUACUCUGUUUAUAAUAAGCAAUAACUAUAGCUAUUCUAUAUUGAUUUGUAGCAUCUUGUUUUUAAUAAAACUUUGUAGCAUGGAAAAAGUUUCCAUCCACAGAUACAAAUAUGAAUAAAUAUGUAAGAAUGUUGGUAUCGUG
Molecule: messenger RNA, 1977 nt
Organism: Neogale vison (American mink)
Lineage: Eukaryota; Metazoa; Chordata; Mammalia; Carnivora; Mustelidae
Gene: CRHBP
Product: corticotropin releasing hormone binding protein
Exons: 7
Coding region: 362-1330 (322 amino acids)
Biological process (GO): negative regulation of corticotropin secretion; negative regulation of corticotropin-releasing hormone receptor activity; hormone-mediated signaling pathway
Molecular function (GO): corticotropin-releasing hormone binding
Source: RefSeq, a predicted model, not a curated record